AUGUGUGGCAUCUUUGGAUACAUCAACUAUCUGGUGGAGAAGGACCGCAAGUUCAUUCUCGAUACCUUGAUCAACGGUCUCUCCCGUCUCGAGUACCGAGGAUAUGACUCUGCUGGUUUAGCAGUCGACGGGGACAAGAAGAACGAGGUCUACGCUUUCAAAGAGGUUGGCAAGGUUGCUAAGCUCAAGGCUCUUAUUGACGAGUCCAAUGUCGACCUCACCAAGAUCUUCGAUUCACAUGCCGGUAUCGCGCAUACUCGAUGGGCUACCCACGGUCCUCCGUCGACAGUCAAUUGCCAUCCUCACCGUUCGGACCCUACCUGGGAAUUCAGCAUCGUUCACAAUGGCAUCAUUACCAACUACAAGGAGCUUAAGACGCUUCUGAUUGCUAAGGGCUUCAAGUUCGAAACCGAGACCGACACUGAAUGCAUUGCCAAGCUCACCAAGUAUAUUUACGACCAACACCCUCAGAUUGGCUUCACAGACUUGGCCAAGGCUGUCAUCUCAGAGCUUGAGGGAGCGUAUGGCUUGUUGAUCAAGUCCGUACACUACCCACAUGAGGUCAUUGCCGCCCGUAAGGGUUCGCCGCUUGUCAUUGGCGUCAAGACUCAGCGACGCAUGAAGGUCGACUUUGUUGACGUCGAGUACGCUGAUGACAACACUCCUCUCCCCGCUGAGGCCGCGUCUCAGAACGUUGCCCUGAAGAAGAAUGCCACCGACUUCCUCUCUCCCUCCAACAGCUUGCUUGGAGCUCCCGACAAGUCUCUUCUGCACCGCUCACAGUCCCGUGCCUUUAUGACCGACGAUGGCAUGCCCAUGCCCACCGAGUUCUUCCUCUCGUCCGAUCCUUCGGCCAUUGUGGAACAUACUAAGAAGGUCUUGUAUCUUGAGGACGAUGACAUUGCUCACAUUCAUGAAGGUUCCCUGAACAUUCACCGUCUGAAGAAGGCCGACGGUAGCUCCAACGUCCGUGCCAUUCAGACUCUUGAGCUUGAGCUCCAGGAGAUCAUGAAGGGCAAGUUUGACCACUACAUGCAGAAGGAAAUCUUCGAGCAGCCCGAGUCCGUCGUCAACACCAUGCGUGGCCGUCUCGACAUUAAUGCCAAGACUGUCACUUUGGGCGGAUUGAGGUCAUACAUUUCAACCAUUCGCCGCUCCCGAAGAAUUAUAUUCAUUGCCUGUGGCACCAGCUACCACUCCUGCAUGGCCGUCCGCGGUAUUUUUGAAGAGCUUGCUGAGAUCCCCAUCUCUGUGGAGUUGGCUUCCGACUUCCUCGACAGAGAGGCCCCUGUAUUCCGUGACGACACUUGCGUGUUUGUUUCACAGUCUGGUGAAACCGCCGAUUCGCUGAUGGCUUUGCGCUACUGCUUGGAGCGUGGCGCUUUGACCGUUGGUAUUGUCAAUGUUGUCGGUUCCUCCAUUUCUCUUCUCACCCACUGCGGUGUCCACGUCAACGCCGGUCCCGAGAUCGGUGUUGCCUCCACCAAGGCCUACACCUCUCAGUUCAUUGCCAUGGUCAUGUUCGCUUUGUCCCUGAGCGAGGACCGGGCUUCCAAGAAGGAGCGUCGCGAGGAAAUCAUGCAAGGUCUCGCCAAUGUGUCCAGCCAGAUCAAGACCAUUUUGGAAUUGGACAAACCCAUCAAGGAGAUGUGUGAGAAGGUUUUCAAGAACCAAAAGUCCCUUCUCCUUCUUGGUCGCGGUAGCCAGUUCUCCACUGCACUCGAAGGUGCGCUCAAGAUCAAGGAAAUUUCCUACCUCCACUGCGAGGCUGUCAUGUCUGGUGAACUAAAGCACGGUGUGUUGGCCUUGGUCGAUGCCAAUAUGCCCAUCAUUAUGAUCCUCACUCGUGAUGAGAUUUUCAAGAAGUCUCUCAAUGCAUAUCAGCAAGUCAUUGCACGUGAAGGCAAACCCAUCAUUCUUUGCAACCCUGACGAUCCUGAGUUUAAGAACUCGGAAGCUCAGAAGAUUGAGAUCCCCAAGACUGUUGAUUGCCUUCAAGGACUUCUCAACGUCAUUCCCUUGCAGCUGAUUGCUUACUGGCUGGCUGUUCUUGAGGGUCUUAAUGUCGACUUCCCUCGCAACCUGGCCAAGUCUGUUACUGUCGAGUAA
Metarhizium acridum CQMa 102 is the source of this 2109-nucleotide messenger RNA. RefSeq names its product glutamine--fructose-6-phosphate transaminase (isomerizing) (gene GFA1). Gene Ontology annotation, molecular function: L-glutamine:D-fructose-6-phosphate transaminase (isomerizing) activity; carbohydrate derivative binding. Gene Ontology annotation, biological process: UDP-N-acetylglucosamine metabolic process; fructose 6-phosphate metabolic process; protein N-linked glycosylation. The record is from RefSeq and is a predicted model, not a curated record. NCBI's taxonomy places the organism in Eukaryota, Fungi, Ascomycota, Sordariomycetes, Hypocreales, Clavicipitaceae.